Molecule: messenger RNA, 1350 nt
Organism: Aspergillus aculeatus ATCC 16872
Lineage: Eukaryota; Fungi; Ascomycota; Eurotiomycetes; Eurotiales; Aspergillaceae
Exons: 1
Coding region: 1-1350 (449 amino acids)
Source: RefSeq, a predicted model, not a curated record
AUGCGUCAUUUCGACGCCUGGUUCCUCCGCGACCCUUACUCAAUCUUUCACUACUAUCCCACCAACCGACGCUGGUCUGAAAACAUCCGCGAACUCAUCCAAGAACGCCAAAUCUGCGCCCCAACUCCGUCUGCCUCUGUAACCACGCCAUCAACCCCGGAUAUUUUCAAGACAAUCGACCCUCAACUCAACAGCCCCCUCUUCACCCGCCUGCCCCCCGAAAUCCGGUCCAUAAUCUGGUCCCACGUCUUCGGCGAGCCCGUCCUCCACCUCGUUCAGAUCCGCAAUCAAAUCCGCCACGUGCGCUGCCCCAAUUCUGUCUCUGCGAUUGACAAGAACCGGCGCUGCUGUCCGGUCACCGCCGCACGAUGGCGUACAGACGUUGAUACCUCGUCCGCUGCUUCACCAACCGACAGCAGCAGCACCAACAAGCAACACCUCAACACCGACCCCAACAGCAAACUCUACCCCCACACCCACCCCUCCCUCCCCUCACAUCUCAGCACCACCCCAGCAAGCCUGCUGCGCACCUGCCGCGCGAUCUACAACGAAGCAGCACCCCAGCUGUACCGCCAGGCGACCUUCGAUGUCGACGACCUAUCGACCUGGAUCGCAUUCACCGACCAGGUCAACCCGACCUGCCUGCAGGAGGUGCGGAGAUUGAGCGUGCAGGUCGUCCCGCUGGGCGGGAUGUUCCACGAUCGGGAGACCAGCCAUAAUAAUAACCAUAGCCAUAUCGACAGCAACAACAACAGCAACAGCAACAAUCCACCACCACCACCAGCAGAAACAGCAAGAACCCCCACCAACACCAGCCCCUCCCACUCAAUCCACACUUACACGCACAACCCUAACCUCUGGACAACCUUCUGGCAAAGAACCACCACCCGGUGCCCGCACCUCACCGACCUCACCCUCUGCAUCGACCUGGGCCGCUUCACCGCAACCGCAACCGCCAUCCCCACCGCCACGAACCCUGCGACGGCCACCAUAGUCGGCGGCUACAAGCUCCCGCUACACGCCGGCGUGGACGCGGAGUGGCUACGUCCCAUCGUCCGGCGGGUGCGCGGAUUGACGCGAUUCGAGCUGGCGGUCACGGCGCGGUGCGAUGCGGCGGCGCGGGCGGGGGUGGAGCGGGAGGUCGGCGGGGCGGAGCGGCUGGGGCGGUUGCGGGCGGAGAUUCAGGGGUGGGUUUGUUCGAGCCGUUGCACUAGAUUUGAGGAGGAACAGGAUGAUGCGGCGGCGGCGGCGGCGGCGGCGGAGUAUGGGUAUGACUCUGGGUACAGGUUCAGAGCUGGGAAGGAGGGGUGGCAGAGAAGAAAGCGGAGGUUGGCUAUCUGUUCGGCUUGA